Prunus armeniaca (apricot) is the source of this 537-nucleotide messenger RNA. NCBI's taxonomy places the organism in Eukaryota, Viridiplantae, Streptophyta, Magnoliopsida, Rosales, Rosaceae. The record is from the annotation of a GenBank genome assembly.
AUGGCUGCUACAGAUUGGACACAAGCCAAUAUUGAAAAAACUAGAAAACCCACCCGCUCUCUCACUGCGCUCUCUUGGCAAUAUCCGAAUGAAGGAGUGAUUAAAAUCAAUACUGACGGGUGCAGAAAAGGUGAGGAUGGACGCAUUGCUGCUGGGGGUGUACUAAGAGAUAGUUCUGGGCAAUGGAUGAGAGGCUUUGCUGUCAAUCUUGGUGUAGGACAAGUCUUGGAAGCUGAGUUAUGGGGCAUCUAUCUUGGACUGAAACUUUCUUGGGAUAUAGGUUGCAGUGCAGUUGUGCUUGAGUCUGACUCAGCGACCGCGGUACACCUGCUUAACAAAAAUGUGGAAGACCUUCACCAUCUUGCUACUAUGUUGUGGGGAUGCAAGGACUAUAUAAACAAAAACUGGAUUUGUUCUAUUCAUCAUGUAUAUCGUGAGUGCAACAUGGUAGCUAAUAAACUAGCUGAAUUGGGUUCAUGUCUUAGUUGGGUCUGUCAACUUUUCAGGACCCUCCUGAUAGUAUUAGGUCCUUUCUAA